This is a messenger RNA of Lodderomyces elongisporus, 1053 nucleotides long. RefSeq names its product Ifm3p (gene IFM3). The transcript has a single exon. NCBI's taxonomy places the organism in Eukaryota, Fungi, Ascomycota, Pichiomycetes, Serinales, Debaryomycetaceae. Bases 1 to 1053 code for a protein of 350 amino acids. The record is from RefSeq and is a predicted model, not a curated record. Gene Ontology annotation, molecular function: NAD binding; oxidoreductase activity, acting on the CH-OH group of donors, NAD or NADP as acceptor.
AUGACAACUGCUUCGCCAAACUCGACAACAAAGCCCAAAGUGCUCAGACUUGGUAAGAUUAGAUUUGGACAAGAGAAAUGGGACGAAGUUUCGAAAUACGCCGAAGUUGUUGACUGCGACUCUGCUAAUCGUGAGCAAUUCCUUAAGGACUUACAAGGUAAAUACAGUGAUGUCACAAACAUAAGUAGAACUUUUGAGUCUGUUGCACAAACAGGCAGGUUUGAUGAAGAAGUUGCCGCACACGUGCCCAAGACAUUGGUUUCGGUAUCGCAUACUGGUGCUGGUUACGAUCAAGUUGAUGUUGAACCUUUCACAAAACGCGGUAUCCAAGUGUCGAAUAUUACUGUGCCAGUGGAGGCACCUACAGCAGACACUGCUGUUUGGCUUGCGAUAACUUGUUUGAGAAACUAUAAAGUUGCUAGUGAUUUGGUGAAACAAGGUAAGUGGCCUGGCCAAGCAGCUGCAGGUGCCAAGUUGGGUCACAGUCCAGAAGGUAAAGUUGUUGGUAUUAUGGGAAUGGGUGGUAUUGGUAGAGCUAUUAGAGAUCGUUUGAAACCAUUUGGGUUUGAAAAAAUAAUCUACUACAACAGAAGCCGGUUAGAUCCUAAAUUGGAAGCUGGUGCUGAAUACGUUAGCAAAGAAGAGUUGUUCAAACAAUCAGACAUCAUCAUGAUCAGUAUCCCAUUGAAUGCACACACAAGACAUUCGAUAGAUAAAAGUGCAAUUGAACAGAUGAAGGAUGGUGUCAUUUUGGUCAAUACCGCUAGAGGUGCUGUUAUCAAGGAGUCUGAGUUGCCCGAGUUGAUCAAGUCUGGCAAGAUUGGUGCUCUUGGUGCCGAUGUGUUUGAAAACGAGCCAGAGAUUCCAAAGGAGUUGCUUGAGCUUCCCCAAGUAGUUGCAUUGCCACAUGUUGGGACAUAUACUUCUGAAGCGAUCAAGAAUAUGGAAGAUUGGGUGGCAGAUAAUGUCUUGUCCGCAAUCAAGACAGGCAAGGUCAAGAGUAUUGUGCCGGAACAAAAAGAUACCAAGUUUGACGUUAAGCCACUUGUGUAA